AUGGAGAUACUAGUAGUGAAAUUAUUUGAUUUGGAUCUAAACGAUGACGUAUGCAAACAAAGAGCCAUUGAAGCUGCUUCUCCUUCUGCUUUAUCAGAGGGUUUGAGAAUAUUGGAGGAUGCGGACCAAAACACAUUAACAGUAAUUGGAGAAGUUGUUCCUCCAGAAUUAAUUGUAGGCAGAUUAAGCUUGGUUUGUCAUGUAAAAGUAGUUUCAUUUGAGCCAGGACCAGAACCAAGGAAAAACCCUACAGAUCAUAUGGUUGACUUUUAUCAGUCUUAUGGUCAACCGGCAGCGAACAUGGUAGGUAAUCUUUGUAGGACAUUAGGUCCACCGGCAGCGAACACGGUAGGUAAUCUUUGUAAGACUUUAAUUCCACCGGCAGCGAUGAUGGCGACCAAGUUGGGAAAGAUUUGCUAUUCAGCAAUAGUUGAAGACAAGAAACCAAUACAUAUACAGGAAGGAUUAGUUAAGAAAGUCAAUAAGCACCAUCGCGAAAAUCCAGAUAAAGCGAAAGUGUUCACGGUAGCACCAGGAAUAAGCGGAGGAGUAGUUUGGCGGCAAGACAAUCAGAAAAGGGUCGUUCAACUUCCAACCUUCAUGUACAACAAGAUGUUAGAGACUGGUUCCAGCAGUACCGCUGGUGGAGGUACCACUACAAGCGCCGGCACCACUACCAGAACCAACAGAGGUACCACUACAACCGCCGGCACCAGAACCGGGGCUAGUACAGGAACCAAUAGAGGUACCACUACAGGAACCAAUAGAGGUGAUUCAACAUGGGGCUUGCUUAGGUCUUGGAUUGCUGCUCUUGGAACAUCUGAUGAAGAGAUAUAUGAGGAUAUAAAGAAUGUUCUUUACACCAAUAGUGUUGUGGCAGUUGUAGAUUUCUUGCAUCCAGGGCCGUCUUAG
Papaver somniferum (opium poppy) is the source of this 912-nucleotide messenger RNA. RefSeq lists its product as uncharacterized. NCBI's taxonomy places the organism in Eukaryota, Viridiplantae, Streptophyta, Magnoliopsida, Ranunculales, Papaveraceae. The coding region runs from base 1 to 912 and encodes 303 amino acids. The transcript is spliced from 5 exons. The record is from RefSeq and is a predicted model, not a curated record.